Messenger RNA from Tachysurus fulvidraco (yellow catfish), 3462 nucleotides. It is a transcript of the gene acer3, whose product is annotated as alkaline ceramidase 3. Gene Ontology annotation, cellular component: endoplasmic reticulum membrane. The transcript is spliced from 11 exons. Gene Ontology annotation, biological process: phytosphingosine biosynthetic process; ceramide metabolic process. Bases 53 to 856 code for a protein of 267 amino acids. The record is from RefSeq and is a predicted model, not a curated record. NCBI's taxonomy places the organism in Eukaryota, Metazoa, Chordata, Actinopteri, Siluriformes, Bagridae.
CGCCCCGCCCCUUUUGUAAGCGGAAGCCACGCCUUCUUUUUUUUACAACAUCAUGGCUCCUGCGGCGGACAGGCAGGGUUACUGGGGUACUCCGACUUCAACGUUGGAUUGGUGCGAAGAGAAUUAUGUCGUCUCGUUUUACAUCGCGGAGUUCUGGAACACGGUCAGUAACCUGAUAAUGAUCCUUCCUCCCAUCUAUGGGGCGUUACAAACCUUUAAAAGCGGACUGGAGGUCCGCUACGCCUUGUCCUUUAUAGGACUCGCGGCUGUUGGUGUCGGUUCUUGGUGCUUCCACAUGACCCUACAGUAUGAAAUGCAGUUGCUAGAUGAGCUGCCGAUGAUUUAUAGCUGCUGCAUCUUCGUUUACUGUUUAUAUGAAUGCUUUAAGCAAAAAGAUGGAGUUAACUAUUUGCCAAUUGCACUCCUCCUCUUCUUCAGUAUUAUGGUCACCGUGGUGUAUCUGCAGUGGAAGGAGCCGAUAUUUCAUCAGGUCAUGUACGCAUUUCUGGUGGCUUUCUUAGUGUUUCGCUCUAUUUUCAUAGUCACAUGGGUGUAUCCAUGGCUGAGAUCGCUGUGCUACACGUCGUUAUCGGUCUUCCUGUUGGGAUUUGUUUUAUGGAACAUCGAUAAUAUAUUCUGUGACACUUUAAGAGAAACGCGACGGAGGCUGCCGCCUGUAGUGGGAGCCGUGACGCAGCUCCACGCAUGGUGGCACAUUCUGACAGGACUCGGCUCCUACCUGCACAUAUUCCUCAGCCUCCAGAUUCGGACAACCUACCUCAAGUACAGACCGAAAGUAAAGUUCCUGUUUGGCGUUUGGCCCGUGCUGCACGUCGAAUCCCAGAAGACGAAUUGAAGUUGAGGUGAGGGGACAAACACGGCAGCGGAUCUCAGAGAUCAGACGCCGCGGAACCCGGCUGCUCGUCUCCAGCCCUGUCGGGGAACCGAGCAGCAGCUGGACGUAACCACAGUCCUCUAGUUCAGUGUGCUGAGUGUAGUUUGGAGAGACUUUCCCUGCUAUGGAAAGGCCUCCGUUUGCGUUGGUUGAUCACUGAUUUGAUCAGAGCUUUGUCGGAAGGAGACGGCACGCACACUUUAUUUAUGCACACCGCUGACAUACUCUAUCACACGGUCUCACGAGAAACUACGAAUCCGACGUUCACACUAACAAGCGACAAAACAGUAAUGCUUGUCACAUAUAAAUCAUAUAGUCUAUUAUUUUAGCGUCCGUCCUCUUCCACAGGACGUGUCGCUUGCUAGUGUGAACUCAGUGAGCAGUGGAUGGAGAUGUCUGCGGGUUAUUUUAUUUCCCUUUCUUUUUUUUUUUUUUUUUUUUUACAUUUAUCUACCUAGGAAUGCUGUCGAUUUAUGCUGUCGAAUACUUGAUAUCGAUUGAUCCUGAGAACCAUUAAUAAUCAUGAAUCAUAUAUAUUUCAGCUCUACGGCGUAAUCAUGUUAUUGUCAUGUGUUAUUAUCACAAAUCACGUUUUGCUUCGUGGUCGAUCUCGUGCUCUGUGACUGAUUUUAGUUUAAGCAUUAUAGAAGGGGAAAAUUAGAUUAGGGACAGAUUCAUGGUAGUAAUAUGGAAAAAAUGUCAAUACGGAAAUCAACUGGAAUUGAUUUUAUUUUAUUUAUUUUUUUUAUAUAAUUUAUUAUUAAUAUUUUUUUUUAAACCAUUUUCUGUUGGGUACUGGUGCCACAUCUUUGAAGGAAUUGACUGAAGGAAUUAAUUUCACAUCGUGCUACUUUUUCAGAAAUACUGUAAGCUACUUCGGUAGUGUUUACUUAACGAAUCUAAGCGCUUUAUUUUAUUUCUAAUAUUUUUUAUUAGGGAUGCGUCGAUAUAUCGGUAUCUGUAUGGGGAAUCGUUCUCGCUUGUUAACACGGUGCUUGCUGCAGUUGUUUAAACACCAUCAUAUCUUUAUCUCAGCUUGAGUUGGUUUCAAGCAGCAGACAGCGGCACACAACAUAAACACGGCUGAAUAAAACGUCCCACGACUCGUCUGAUUGAAUACGGAGCAGGUAAACUGGUCAAUCAGAGCAGGAAGGAAAAAAAACCCCAUACAUCCCUAAUUUCAGCCUGUAAUGUUUUUGUUUAUGACUGUGGUCAAAUUUCUGUUGUUAUUUCUGAUUUAUGAGCCUUGUCCUCCUUGUGAAACAUUUAAUGAUGCACAGAUAUCUAGUGACGUGUAAUUGCUGUGGGAGAAAAAAACAGACUGAUUAAGUAAUAGAUUUAUUUCUUUGUUAGACACUGAGGAGAAAAUAAUACUAAUUUAAGUCGAAGUCCUUAGGAAUCCAGUUACGUCCAUUGUCACUUCUCUCUCUCUUUCUCUCUCUCUCUCUUGCUCACACGCACUCUUUCUUGUUCACUCUCUUUUGCUCUCGCUUGGUCUCUUUUUCACUCUCUCCUGUGCUUUCUCUCUCUUGUGGUCUCUCUUGUGAUCACUCUCUCGCUUGCUCUCUUUCUCACUCUCUCUUGUGCUCUUUCUCUCUCUCUCACUCACUCUCUCUCUCUCUCGCUCUCUCUUGACCAAACAUCAGCUGCACAGAAAGGGAGUCUUACUUCAUCUCACGUUCCAGAUUAGUACAGAGCUUCAGAAAGCACAGACUGUACGGCGCUUCUUUGUACACCAGACUCCUAUCUUACCUCCUGCCGAAGUCGUGUUCAGUUACUUGUACCUCCGGUGUGAAUCGUCUGAAAUUGUGAGAUAUACAUAUAUAAAUGUGCGAUGUCAAAUUUUUUUUUUGUAUUUGUACAGUGAAUGUUGUUACCACAGUGUGUCACUAUAUAAAGCUGCAGUGUAACAUAGAACAUAUUUAAUACACGUAUAUGUAUUCCACCUGAAUUGCUUUGGUUAGAGCGGACCUGCUGAUAUCAAGGGUGCCUUAGAUUUAGUCCUAGUGUUAUAUUACAACCAGGACUUUGUUACAACAUUUAUGCACACAACUUUGACUUUGUCUCUUUAUGUGUCAAAUGUUAGUUUCCAUAUGUGUAAAUCUCAUCCUCCUGGUGGCAAAGGCAAAGAAAAAGAGCAAACAAGUCAUUUCUGCCAAAUACCGUUCCUGUGCCAUCAUGUGACAAGACUGACUGACCACCUGAUCUCCUGUAAAAUCACUGAAUGUAUCGUGACAAAACCACAACACAUGUUCCUGUCUGGAAACAUUAUGUAUUUCCUUCAACUGCUAAAAUGUUGAGUCAUUUCAGAACGAUGUCAUUAAAGUCGGUGUAGUUGGAAUGAUACGGUGAGACUUUCCAUUCUUUUUCAUUCUUUGUCAGUCAAAGCCACCGAUCUCACAAUUUUCCCUCAUUCUGAUAUGAUAUGUAUCUUAACUGAAAGUCAUCACCCGUAUCGAUCUGUAGGAUUUUAUGGGCUACCUGAUUGUCUCAGAAAUAAAUAAUAAAUACAGCAGUUAAACUCUGCGUUGAAUUAGUAAUCAGUAGAGAUUGCUAAGUCUACAGUA